Messenger RNA from Sinocyclocheilus anshuiensis, 391 nucleotides. Its product is annotated as lysosomal alpha-glucosidase-like. Gene Ontology annotation, molecular function: alpha-1,4-glucosidase activity. The coding region runs from base 85 to 387 and encodes 100 amino acids. NCBI's taxonomy places the organism in Eukaryota, Metazoa, Chordata, Actinopteri, Cypriniformes, Cyprinidae. The record is from RefSeq and is a predicted model, not a curated record. The transcript is spliced from 2 exons. Gene Ontology annotation, biological process: carbohydrate metabolic process.
GUGCUCUUCUGAGGUCAGAGUUAGUCCCAUAGAGUUUUGUAUUUACUACAGCUAAACUUAACACUUUCUUCCUCUUUCCCAGGUAUGCUGACAUUUAACAUCCUGGGCAUUCCUCUUAUUGGGGCAGACAUCUGUGGCUUUGGAGGCAGCACUACAGAAGAACUAUGUGUCCGAUGGACCCAGCUUGGAGCUUUCUACCCCUUUUCAAGAAAUCACAACUCCAUAGAUGAACAGGAUCAGGAACCAACUGCAUUUAGUCCUGCAGCUCGAAUAGCAAUGAAAGAAGUCAUCCUCCUGCGUUAUUCCCUAUUCCCGCAUCUCUACACACUCUUCCAUCAUGCACACAUCAGUGGACACACGGUUGCCACACCACUGCUCUUCCAGUAAGAUA